This is a messenger RNA of Manduca sexta (tobacco hornworm), 4100 nucleotides long. RefSeq names its product leucine-zipper-like transcriptional regulator 1 (gene Lztr1). Lineage: Eukaryota; Metazoa; Arthropoda; Insecta; Lepidoptera; Sphingidae. The record is from RefSeq and is a predicted model, not a curated record. The transcript is spliced from 17 exons. Gene Ontology annotation, molecular function: protein binding. The coding region runs from base 307 to 2694 and encodes 795 amino acids. Gene Ontology annotation, cellular component: Golgi apparatus.
GGCCUAUUUUGCGCAAAUACCAACCAGCUGUCAAAUUUGUAUGGUACUUGUCAAAAAAAUUAUCAAGGAAAUCGGCGAAAUUUAAGUUUAUCAUAUAAAAUAAAUUAUAAGUUCUCGUGUCUACAAAGGAUACAAAGUAAAGAAACGGAAUAAUAAACAAAAAUACUUUUUAUUUUCGAUGCCGGAACUUGUAUUUAGUUUUAUUAGCGUGCUUGUACACAUCGUUCUUUGUACAAUAAGUCAGACUUAUCCUUUCCUUUUGAGUUUCGCAUCGAUAAGUGAAGAGGGGUAAAUAAAAAAAUCUCAAUGAAUAACAACCUGGCAAAGAUGAUAACGGAGCAACUACGGAAUCCAAACGAGCUGGACAUAAGCCUAAGAAUGGAGUUUGGACCAUUUGAAACAGUACAUAAAUGGAAAAGAAUGUCGGAGUGUUACGAGUUUGUUGGGGCAAGACGGAGCAAGCAUACAGCAGUAGCAUACAAAGACGCUCUAUACGUUUUUGGAGGAGACAAUGGCAAGUCAAUGUUAAAUGAUCUCAUCAGAUUUGAUAUCAGGGAGAAGUCUUGGACUAAAACUGGUUGCAUGGGAGUACCGCCUGCUCCUAGAUAUCACCAUUCCGCUGUGGUCCAUCGAUCAUCAAUGUUCGUUUUCGGUGGAUACACGGGCAAUAUACUGGCCAACUCAAACUUAACCAACAAGAAUGAUUUAUUUGAGUACAAGUUCCAAAGCGCUCAGUGGGUGCAAUGGAAGUUUACUGGACAAGAGCCAGUGCCCAGGUCGGCACACGGCGCGGCGGUGUACGACGACAAACUGUGGAUAUUCGCUGGAUACGACGGCAACGCGAGGCUCAACGACAUGUGGACGAUAAAUCUGGUGGGCGAGAAUCACCAAUGGGAAAAGGUGGAGCAGAAGGGCCAGUGUCCUCCAACAUGCUGUAACUUCCCCGUGGCGGUGGCGCGCGGCAAGAUGUUCGUGUUCAGCGGACAGAGCGGCGCCAAGAUCACCAACGCGCUGUUCCAGUUCGACUUCGAGACCCAUACAUGGUCGCGCGUGUGCACGGAGCACCUGCUGCGCAGCGCGGGCCCGGCGCCGGCGCGCCGCUACGGACACGUCAUGGUGGCGCACGCCAGGCAUCUCUACGUGUUCGGCGGCGCCGCCGACAACACGCUGCCCGCUGACCUGCACUGCUACGAUAUUGACACGCAGAUGUGGUCGGUAGUGAACCCGGCCCCGGACUCGCAAAUCCCGUCGGGUCGGUUGUUCCACGCGGGCGCGGUGGUCGGCGAUGCGCUCUACAUCUUCGGCGGCACGGUCGACAACAACGUGCGCAGCGGCGAACUGUUCCGCUUUCAGUUAUCUAACUACCCUCGCUGCACCCUCCACGACGACUUCGGCCGCAUUCUGAAGUCGCAGCAGUUUUGUGACGUCACGCUGCUGGUUGGCGAUGAACAGACGCCCGUGUUGGCUCACCAAGCGAUGCUGGCUGCGAGAUCGCAAUACCUUAGGGCUAAAAUCAAGGAAGCAAGAGACGAACUCGCUAAGAAAAUAGCAUCAGGAGAAGAGAAGGCGUCCGAAGUUUAUUCGUAUAAGAGUCCGCCGCAGUUGACGGUCACUUUGCCCGAAGCCACGCCCGAGGCGUUCAACAUGGUACUGAACUACAUAUACACGGAUAGAAUAGACCCCACUGAGAAAGACGAGAACCCAGCGUCCCCGGCGACGGUGCUGCUGGUGAUGGAGGUGCUGCGGCUGGCGCUGCGGCUGAGCAUCCCGCGCCUGCGCGGCCUGUGCGCGCGCUACCUGCGCGCCAACCUCUGCGCCGACAACGUGCUGCCCGCGCUGCACGCCGCGCACCACGCCCGCCUCGCCUGCAUCAAGGAGUACUGCCUCAGGUUCGUGGUGAAAGACUACAACUUCACUCCGAUCGUGAUGUCGAGCGAGUUCGAGCGCAUGGAGCAGAGCCUGAUGGUGGAAGUGAUCCGCCGCCGCCAGCAGCCGCCGGCCAAGCCGCCCGCGGCCAACGAACAGGACCAGGAGAUCGUCGGCACGACGCUGGAGCAGGACAUGUGCGUGGUGGUGGGGGGCGGUGGCGCGGAGCUGGCGGACGUGCGCCUGCGCGUGGGCAGCGCGACGCGUCCGGCGCACCGCUCGGUGCUGGCCGCGCGCGCCGCCUACUUCGAGGCCAUGUUCCGCUCCUUCUCGCCCACGGAUAAUAUUGUCAAUAUACAAAUCUGCGACACUGUGCCAUCGGAGGAAGCUUUCGACUCUUUACUGCGCUAUAUUUACUAUGGCGACACCAACAUGCCUACCGAAGACUCGCUUUACCUGUUCCAAGCACCUAUAUACUAUGGGUUCACAAACAACCGCUUGCAAGUGUUCUGCAAGCAUAACCUGCAGAGCAACGUGUCGCCGGAGAACGUCCUCGCCAUACUGCAAGCCGCUGACCGCAUGCGCGCCGCCGACAUCAAAGAGUAUGCUCUGAAGAUGAUUGUGCACCAUUUUGGACUGGUCGCAAGACAAGAAGCCAUCAAGAACCUAGCGCAGCCUCUCCUGGUGGACAUCAUAUGGGCGUUGGCAGAGGAGCCGCACUUCGACUCGCCCCUCCCCGUACAGCCUCGGUCACUCCCGUCCUCGUCAUCCGCGGACACACUCACAGACGACCCCGAGUACGCACGGCAUAAGUGCGGAAAAUCUUAAAUACUGCAUGCAUCACAAGUAGAUCUCUAUUGAAUGUUGUGUAACAUUAUACGUAUAUAGGUCUCUUUCUGUCCUACUGCUGUGUUGAGCACUACUGAGCAAGUUACAUACGCCUUGGUUCCUCGGUCUAUUGCGGAUUCUUAAGUGAUUUUCCAGCAAAAAAAAUAUAGCUCAGUGCAGCGUGACAGAAUUCUCAUACCUUCGAAAUUCAUGUAGACUUCUCAGGUAUGUACGAAAAAAUUAUAGGUGUUAUAUAAUUUCUUGUCUGUUAAAUUUCGAGAUGUGAAAUAUAUAUUUUGUCCCAAAUAUAUCAGGGUUGUAAACUGCAUUUAAUGCCAAAAAUGUCUGGAUGUCAAAAUAUGUCCUAAAAAUGUGUUAUUUACAAUACAUUGUCUUAACAGAUUUAAUUUUAUAUUUCUAGUUGGUAAGUGAAUAUGUAACAAAUAAGCUAAGGCUGUGCAUUUACUAAAUGGCGCGAGCAGACGGAACGUCUUUAAACACAAUUAUAUUUAAAUUUAUGAAUAACUCUUAUACCUUGAAUUGUACUUGGUUGAAUUUAGUUAUAAAAUGAAAUGUCUGUGUACUAAACUGUUCUUAAUUAUAAAAAAUAUUUCUGCAAUUAUGCAUAAUAUGUUUAAUAAUUAUCAUUCCUAUUUAUUAUAUUACACAUUAUUCAACUUUAUUAGUAGAUAUUGUGAAAUAUACAAACAUAAAUCAUGUUAUCCAUAAAAUGUAUAUUUAAAUGUUUAAAAAUUUGUUGGUGUCUCUUUAUAUAUCUACAUAAUGUAGAUAAUUUAGUGUUGAUGUCGCGCCUGCGCAUAUUUGAUGUGUAGAUAACUAGUUUAGACACUAGGUUAUCAUUUUCUUUAUUAUAGAAAUGUUACAAAAAGGUGAAAUGAAGAAAUGGCCGUCACUAGCAGCAGAUAGCUCAUCGAAGAGUAAGUGAUAGGGAUGCGACUAGCUGUGUUGCCAGGUUUUUUUUAAUAGGGGCUGUGCCCCACACUUGGCUGUAGUGUGGACUGUUCAUGAACAUUUAUAAAUCAUUUCAAAAGUAUACUUAAAUAGUAAAAGAGUAUUAGUAAAUGUGUACUCAUUUAUGUUGUUGAUGUCUCAUUUAGAUAUAAGGGCAUAUGUAGACGCGUUUUUAUGGGUCAUUGCCACACUAAUACGCGCAACUAGCGCAAGUAUCAGACACCCGUCAUCACAAACUACAUCGUCUGCAUAAGCCUUUAAAGCAUACAUUUAGACAAAAAUAUCAAUUAAAUAGUCCAUUACUUUUCCAACUUGCAUGGUACUUGGAAUACUGAUAGUCAUUUUUGACCUUUUUAUUCCAAAUUUCUUCACUCAGUAAUAGUCAAAAAUACUGUUACAGUAUGGCUGCUUAGUCAUAGUCUAUCUAAAUUUAG